This is a messenger RNA of Symbiodinium necroappetens, 723 nucleotides long. The record is from the annotation of a GenBank genome assembly. NCBI's taxonomy places the organism in Eukaryota, Dinophyceae, Suessiales, Symbiodiniaceae.
AUGGGGAAAGGCGAUGGCAAGUGGGGCAAGAAAGGCGACGGGCUUGGCCCGGGCGGCCCUGGAGUGGGCCCCGGCGCAGCUGCCUGGAAGGGGCUUGCGAAAUGGGGUGGCAAGGGGGACAAAAGUGAGAAGGGGAAUUGGAUUUCUCAGCCCGAGGAUGGGCCGGAGUUGAAAAGGCCAAGGAUGGAUGCCAUGGGCCCUGAAUUCUCCUUGAAAGGCAGGGAUGGAGGCAAGGGCCUGGGCAAAGGCUUGGCUCCAGGCCUUGCCAAGGGCCAAAUGGUGCCACCGGGCCUCCCCAUGGGCGCCAUGCCGGGUGGCAAAGGUCUAGCUGGACCUGGUGGGAUGCCCGUGCUACCACCGGCUCCCUUGCACGCGGGCUUGCUCCCGCCUGGGCACACAGCACCAGCCAUGGCCUUGAAUAUGGCCAAGUCGGCGGCUGCGGGCGCAGGGCCUCCAGGAAAGCUCGUCCUCCUAGCCCCUGCCACGAAGCACAUCACGCCGGUCUCCAGUAAAACGGCGUCCACCAACAACAAGAAGAUUGCCAUGGAGUUUGUGCACGCUUCGAAGGACGUCCAAGCGCAAAUGCUUAAGGACCCCACCGUGGCCAGAGUUGCGUUGAGCUUUGCAAGGGUAGACUCCCUGCUGACGCAUUGGGCUGACAAGCUUCCUAGCUUCCUGGCAUGGCACUCAUGCGGUUGGUGGGAGAAGAUUCCCGCUUGUUAG